GAUGUCGAUGGAAGAAUGGGUGAAAGGAAGGGAAGGUGGAAGAGAGGUGUGGAGGGAGGAGGAAGUGUUGAUGAAGGGGUGAGAGGGGCAGAGGGCAGGCCUGCUUGGACGGGAAGGGGGGCGGUAUAGAGGUAUAGCCGCCGAGCACCUUCCUCGUAGUGAAUCUGUUACGAUUUUGUGGUAAAAAGUGUUUGAGGUGCAGGAGUAGGGCGGUGCGCCCCCUUCCCUUGUCCCCCCUUCCUCUACCUGUGUGUGUCGCCCUUCUCCCCCUCCCCCUCCCGUCCCCAGCUAGCGUGCCCCCGUUCUGCGGCGAGGGCAGGGCCAGGCCGAGGGGAAUGGUGCGGGCCAGGGCCUGUGGCGUGCUUGAGGGUAGCGGCCUGCCCGGCCACGCCCAGCCCCCGGGCCACACCACUUGGGCCACACACCCCGAUGGCCGCCGCUGCAGGGCGCCAUGCAGGUGUCCUCAGGUGAGGCGGGAGACGCUGCUCACCCAACAAGACGAGGAAAAUUUUCCGCGGGGCUCGCGAGGGCAGCGGCCCUGCGCACCGGGGGGUUGCCGGGUGUCAGCGGGGCUUCACCUUGCCCCCGGUGCCCCCUUGCCGCCAGCCUCCACAGUGGGUACAUGGCAUGCAAGACUGGCGAAAUCCCGUUGCAGGGCGAGCCUCGGGGUCAGGGGCACUAAAAAAGGGUGGGUGUGGGGGUGAGGGCAGCGUCGGUGCGCACCUGGCAGGUGGCGGCCCCACCUGUUGAUCAGCGCCGCCACAGGUCCCCGCAUCGAUCCGUCAGUGGCGCCCAGCACCCCUGCGAGGUUGCACGUCGCUCCCGCGCCGCCCGCCGCCGCCGCACACCCGCCGCACCUCCCGUCCGUCCGCAGGGCUCCCCUGGCGCAGCCUGAGUGGCCGCAGGUGCCGCUGCCCCUACCGGAGGGUGGUGGCGCGCCGCCCCCCGACCCUCCCUCGUCCGGGCACGCCUCCCAGCACCGUCACUCCGUCGCCCGCUGCAGCCCGCAGCCCGCAGCCGCUCUCUGCAGCCCACUCUUGGCAGCGCCACCUGCAGCAGCCCUCACCUGCCUUCCCUCACCUGUCAUGGAGGUGGCCCGUGGCCCAGCGCAGCCCCGCGGCUGCAGGUCACAUGAGGCCGUGUAGGGACGCAGGAGGAGCGGCCGCACCAGCGAGUAACAGGUGUCAGGGCGAGGGCGGCCGGCGAGCCUCGCCUCCGCCGCGCUACAGCAGUGUGGCCGCAGUGGGUGUGUCCCGGCGGCCCCUCGCAGCGUGGUGUCCCUCAGGUGGCGUGGCGUGUCGGCCUCUGCCUCGGCGCCCUCUGGCCGUCCCUCCGUAGCUGAGUUCUCCGCAGCGCCUUGCUGACCGCCCGUGACUGCUGGCCCGCCUAGUCACCGCACCGUCAGCCUCAAGGAGAGCCGCAGCCCGUGGCCGCGACGGGAGGACUGCCGCCGCCCCCGGGUUUGUGAUACACGGCUCGGCAGGCCACUUCAGGUGCUCCCCGGCCCGCGCCCGCUCGCUGCCGUACACCCAGUUUUUGUAGUGGUUUUGUAUUGUGUCGUCUUAGAGGAGUGACUGUGUUAGUGUACCGGUGCGGACAGCUUCCCCAGGCCCCGCCGAGGCUGUGUAGAAUGCUGAGUGCUGCAUGACCCCGGCGCAGGCACUCUACAACUGCCGGACAACAAGAAUACUCAGCCAGCGUCUGCGCACCAGCAUGAACGUAUCCGACCUCUCGCACCCCUUCAGCAUUCUCAUCACGUGUGUCGUAGCUGCUCCUUGCCGGGCCGUCGUACUGGUCGCCCAGUAACUCCGUUCUGGCGCUCUUUUCGUGCCUCAGCGUCCACUACCCUUGAGCCACGCCGAGAAGCAAGACACACGCGGACACGCACAGACACAAGCGCACACCUCAAAAGACACCCCCGACGCCAGCCAACACGACAGAGGUGUUUCUCCGGGCCCUCACGCUGAAGCGAGGCGAGGUGGCGAACUCCCAGGACACCAACACCGAGGUGAUGAAGUCAGGGAAGCGGCCGACCAUGUGACAUAAGGCCUACACGCUGCUGUGGACGUCCCGGCGCCCCCACAACCCCCCCACCCCUUCCACCACCACCACCACCACAGCCACCACCAACACCACCACCACCACCGUCACCACCAUCACCACCUCCUCCUCCACCUCCUCCGCGGGCGCCUUUGGGAGACGUGCCAGUAAAGCAGCGUCAGGAGGGGGCCGCAGUGCCUCCAUCUGCAGUAGUAGUACAGCCGCAGGGACCCACGCCGCCACCACCACCGCCACGACCAUUUCCAACACGGUCAAGAUGCUGAGUCCCAAAAUGCAGCGCACCAUCAGGAUCAACGAGAACCAGGUGCUGAUGCUGGCGGAAAAGGCGAGACACGACCACAACUACUCCGGCUACCUGUACAAGCGAUCCUCAGACUCUAACAAGUGGCAGCUCAGGUGGUUCACGCUCUACCAGAACCUCCUCUUCUACUCGGAGGGGGAGGCGAGCGUGAAGCCCUCGGGAGUCAUCAUGCUGGAAGGGUGUUACUGCGAGCGCCUCAUCACCACCAACACCAACACCAAGAACAAGGACACGGACAAACAGUUCUGCUUCGCCAUCACGUACCGUCGAGAGAACCAGCGGCAGUAUGACCUGAAGGCGGAGACGGAGGGGGAGUGUAAGGCGUGGAUAGACAUGAUCCGGAUGGCCUCCUUCAACAAGCUCCUACUGCAGAAGGAGGAGCUGGAGCAGAAGCACCUCCACCUCCUGCAGAUCGUGGAGAGCGAGAAAACGGCCAAGUGGCAGUACACGCAGCAGUGCGAAGAACUCACCUCGGAGAUCAAGAAGCUACGCGCCGAGCUGUGUACACUGAAGAAGGAGUGGCGGGUGGUGCCCCCAAGGAGACUAGAGGACCUGCCGGAGGACUCGGAGGAGAUCAAGAAAAUCAAGAAGGUUCAGAGCUUCUUCCGUGGGUGGUUGUGUCGCCGGCGGUGGAAACAGAUCGUGGAGGAGUACAUCCGAUCCCCCCACGCGGAGAGUAUGAGGAAGAGGAACAGCCUGGUGUUCCGCAUGGUGGAAGCUGAGGAGGAGUACGUGGAGCAACUCAAUCUGCUCGUCUCCUGCUUCUUGAGGCCCUUCAAGAUGGCGGCGUCGAGCAAGAAGCCACCCAGCUCCCACGAGGACGUGAACAGCAUCUUCCUCAACUCGGAGACGCUGCUCUUCCUGCACCAGAUCUUCCUGAAGGGUCUCUCCGCCAGGAUGGAGAGCUGGCCCACGCUGGUGCUGGACGGGGGUCGAGAGACAAGCUCGGCGGGCUCCUCCCCGCGGCAGAAGAGGACGUGUAGCACCAUCCAGCUGCUGGGGAACACGCAUCUGGGAGACUUGUUCGACAUGCUGCUGCCAAUGCUGAGCAUCUACCAGGAAUACGUGAGGAACCACCACUACAGCCUGCAGGUGCUGGCAGAGUGUAAGCAAAACCCUCACUUCGGAGCCUUCCUCAACCGCCUCGAGAAUAAACCCAACUUGCAAGGCCGCACGCUGGAGACCUUCCUCACCUACCCCAUGCACCAGAUCCCGCGUUACAUCAUCACCCUGCACGAGCUGUUGGCACACACGCCGCACAACCAUGUCGAGAGGAAGAGCCUCGACCACGCCAGGAUGCAGCUGGAGGACCUUUCAAGGCAGAUGCAUGACGAGGUGAGCGAGACGGAGAACAUCCGGAAGAACCUGGCCAUCGAGCGCAUGAUUGUGGAGGGCUGCGACAUCCUGCUGGACGUCAACCAGAUGUUUGUGCGUCAGGGGUCGCUGAUACAAGUCCUGGGAGACAGACCUCGAUCCGCCAAGAGUCGCCUGAGCCAGUUCAAGAGCGAGAAGGAAGCGGUGCGCCAGUGUUUCUUGUUCAGCAACCACCUCAUCGUGGCCACCAGAACCUCGGGCGGAAAGCUCCACCUGGUGCCGGGCGUCGGCAAGGUGCCCCUCAACGACGCCACGCUGAUCGAGGACCCCAACGAGCUAGGCAACCAAGACGACGAUGGAGAGUCUUCGGUGUCGUCGUUCUCGUCCCAGAGCAGCGGGGUCAGCGACAGCUCGGCCGCCACCAGCAGCAGCUCGAGUCAUGCCAAGUUCCAGGUGGAGCAAGCCAACCUGGACUUCAAAAUCGUGGUGGAGCAGAAGUGUGGCACGCCCAUCACCCUCCACCUGGUCGCGCCCACCAUGCAGGAGAAGCAGGCGUGGAUCAGCGACAUCAGCCAGUGCCUGGAUAACGUGCACUUCAACAACCUGUUCAGAUCCUCCAUGUCCGACACUUCAUCCAUCACGAUGCCUCACUUCAUCAAGAACGACCCCAAGCUCUUCAGGGACGACGUAGACAUCCGCUUCUCCCGCACCCUCAACUCCUGCAAGGUUCCUCAUAUCCGCUACGCCACUCCAGAGAGGCUACUGGAACGCCUGACAGACCUGCGCUUCCUCUCCAUAGACUUCCUCAACACCUUCCUGCUCACAUAUCGGGUCUUCACGGACGGCAUAUCGGUCCUCGAGGCUCUCAAGAAAGUGUAUUACAGCCCCGACGUGCAUGACCAAAUGGCUGACUCCAGGGACUCGUCUGUGGAGAGGUCUCCGGAGUACGUCUCGCCACCCCCAGACCUGGACAGCGGCCGCAACUCUCCUCGUCGCGUCUCCAACUUCAGCGCCUUCUCCGGCUUCGAGGUGGACACCCCCAGGGACCGCUGCUGGACCUUCGACGCGCAGGUGGCGAAGGCGUCCGGGAACCAGCACUGGCGGUGGUCCUACAGACGAUUCGAGGAGGAGCAACGGGAGCUGGAGGAGCGUCGUAUGCGUGAGGAGGCCAUGGCCAACGAGUCCGUCGGCCUGAACACUGACAACAACCUGCCCGUGAGUGCUCCCAACUCCCCCUUCAGUCCCAAGAAGGUCACCAUCAGGACGGAGGACGACGCCAAGUUCCUCACCAUCCCCAAGGGCCGCCGCAACGUGGGCUCCACGUCCUCCGCGGACACGCUCAUCGGCGAAGAAGUGAGCCUGAGUCAGCCGGACAGUCCUACCGAUGCCUCCACGAGCACGCUGACGGGCGAAUCGGGGCUGCCAGGGUUCUCUGAGUGGAGGCUUCCGGGGGAGGGGGAGCGACCAAGCCGAAGUCGCCGUUCAUCUCGCAUCCUGGACGCCAUCACCUCCCCGCCGCGACCUGGGAACAAGCCGCGCCGGUCCAUCCCCCGAAGAAUGUCAUCUCUGGAGGAGCGUCCGCAGAUGGAGGCAGUGACGUCAGGAUCAGAAGCUGAGGACGAGCAGGAACCCGUCAGCCUUGGCCCGCGACGCCCCUCCUCCAACCGGUCCUGCAGCAGCGCCCUUACUGCCUCCUCGGGAUUCCUGGGCGUGGGGUCGCGCGGCAAGGGCGGGAAGAGGCUGAGUUGCGAGAGUGACGCCGCCCUGUGCCUCGGCCUCACGUCACCCCGCUCCAGUGUCCACACCGCCACCCCGCGAUCCUCCUUCCAGGUACCCGACUCUCCCUCCCACUCCGUCCCGCGGGUGGGCGUGGUGAUCACCUCCUCCAGGCAGUCCCAGCGCAGGAGCAGCAGCGCCUCCGCCGCCGCCGCCUUCGCCGUGGCCACCGCCGGCUCCAGCAACCCGCGGGACAUCCAGAAGACGCCGCCGCUGGGCCGCUUCUCGGUGGGCGGAGAGGGGCGGAGGUCCUCCUUCAGGGAGCGGCCGCGCCAGGAGUCCAUCAUCUCCACGGCGGCCACCAUGCGGGUCCUCAACGUGCUACGCCACUGGGUGUCCAAGCACUCACAGGACUUUGACACUGACCUACGGCUGAGGAACAUGACCAUCACCUUCCUGGAGGACCUGGUGUGCUGCCCCACGCUGCUGCCCGCCGAGCACAAGGCCGCCUCACAGCUCCUGCGGCUCCUGACCAAAGAGGAGCCCCCGAACCCACAGGAGGAGCUGGCCAACCUUCUGGCUCCGCCCUCGACCCCAACCAAGGAGAACAUUGAAACUCUGUCAGCCCUGGAGGUGGCCGAGCAGAUGACUUACCUAGACCACCAGAUCUUUGUGGCCAUCAGGAGCGAGGAGUUCCUCAAGACAGCCUGGAUGAAGGAGGACAAGCAGCUGAAAGCCCCGGACAUCCUACUCAUCACACGGCGCUUCAAUGAGGUGUCUCGCCUGGUUGCCUCUGAGGUCAUCCGGGGAGGUAAUCUUGCCACUCGUGUUGCUGUCAUAGAGAAGUGGGUAGCAGUGGCUGACAUUUGCCGCUGCCUCCACAACUACAAUGGUGUGCUGCAGGUGUGUGCCGCCUUCCAGAACUCAUCAGUGUUUCGUCUUAAGAAGACCUGGGAGAAGGUGUCCAAAACGACAAGGCAGACCCUGGAGAAGCUGCAGGGGCUGGUGUCUUCAGAUGGAAGGUUCCGCAGCCUUCGUGAUGCCCUGCACCGUUGUGACCCUCCCUGCAUCCCAUACUUGGGCAUGUACCUCACUGACCUCUCCUUCAUCGAGGAGGGCACACCAAACUUCACUGAAGAUGGCCUCCUCAACUUCUCCAAGAUGAGGAUGAUUGCCCACGUCAUCCGUGAGAUCCGUCACUUCCAGCAGACUCCUUACAAGAUUGAGUUCAACUCACGCGUUGCCUCCUACCUGCUGGACCCAUCGCUGCUGCUGAGUGACGACAACUUGUACCGCCUCUCGCUGGACCUGGAGCCCCGCCGCUCCACCCUGACCCAUGUGACGGUGCCCCUCCUCGCCAACGUCACCUCAUCUGCGUCCUCCUCCAGCUCAUCCUCCUGACAGCGGCGCCGCACGGUAGGAGAGAUCUGGGUGAGCAUCUGAGGACCGCCCCCCUGCAGCCGAACAGGGGGGCCAUAGCAGAUCUCGAGCCACAUCCUCACCCUGGCUCGGGGCGUCAGAAUGGACACAAGGACAUCGACACUACCGGGUGGGGAAUAUCAGUCGUCAGAGUAUUAGUCCUGACAGCACCACAGUAACUUUUCUACUGCAGCACUCUUGAGACACCUUAUCCUAGUAUACUUGUGUAAUUUAGGUUCUCUGUAUCAACUUGAUUCUUCUUCAUGUUCUGUUCUCAUUCCCUAGAUUCCAUGAGAGGGAGGUUAACAGUGUCUUAUUGAUUUCUCUUUAGUGUGAGGCAAGCGACGUAGAGACUUUUGUACAAUUAUUCCUGUUCUGAAUCAAGACAUCUUUUCCUGCGUGGUUAAGUAUUAUCCAGUAUUUUUAGUACAGGUGUAUGAAAGAUGUCAGUUUAUGGCUUGUAUCUCUGUAGCUGUGACUAUGUUGAUUAUUAAACAUAACAUGAAAUGAGAGAUAGCAGACCUCUAGUGUCCCUUUUACUGAGGUCACACAUACUUGAUCACUUUUCUAGGUAACAGUUGCACAAACUGGACCAAAGACUCAGAGUAGAAGACUCACACUACAUAAUAAUGAGGAUAAUGAGAAUCUCUAUUGAGCUCCUACAUUCACUGUCAAGUGACAAAGGCAUCACUGACAGUGUUUUGCAUUGAACAUAAUGUUGUUGACUUCGCAGGUGGAGUCCAGACCAAGUAUCAGGUUUCUUGAUCACUGAGUAUUGAUGCUUCACCAGAGAUUUGUGUAACAUGAUGUAACUGUUGGAAAAUUUUGACUUUGUGACAUAUGAAAAUCAUCAUGUUCGUAAAACCUUUAAUGAUGGGGUUGAGGGCCUUUUAUCAGAGUUAAGACCAUGAUUCUUCUCACAGUUCCCUCUCAGUACACUCUAAUUCAUUGUAUGGAUCUACUGUAGUAAUCCCUUCUGAGUACUUGAAGUAAUGAAAGCUACAGAAACUAUAUUCAGACUUGAAUAAGUAUCUGCAUGUUCCAAAAGUAUCAAAUUUCAUGUUCCUAAAAACUAAGCUUUGAUAGUUCUGGUGUGUUGCUGUGCUUAACAUGGAUAAGCCUUUUAGUAACCAAAGCAAAGAGAUGGAGUAGUCACGUGGGGGGCAGCGCUGGGAAUGAAAGGACCAGAAAUUGUGUUAAACUUGACACUCAUUGAUGUUUCCUGCUGAAGACGGCUCAUAGUUGAAGCAUUAAGAAUAAAAUAUUGAGAGCUAGGUGCAUUCCUCCUGGCUGCUGCUCUGCCACAUAUCACUGGAUGAAUGACCUAGUUUGUAAUGCUGACUAAAAAUCUGCUGUGUUAUUUUGUCAUUACUGUUAGUAUUAUCAUCAUUAUUCCUGUGGUCAGUGUUUGCUGCAUUUCCAUGAGCUAAGCACUCCUAUGUUUACUCUUGAAAUGGCUAAUAUUGACUUAGUGAACCCAUUGACCCAUACCAGGAUUGUCUGAGGCUUGCCAUGGGAGUUAUUGUGAUUGUAGGAGUCUUGAGGCAAACUCCAGUAGCCAGGGAUGAUGACCAUGCAGUGAGUACAACACUUUAGCCGGUGCCAGCUAGACUACCUCUGCGUUAGCCAGACACUAUAAGCUCUAGUCAUUUGCCAGGUAUACUGUAUUGGCAUUCUCAAGUCAUGCCAUGCAGCACUGUUUUCAAUGGCUCUCUGUUUGAUUAAGCAGCCAUUGUACCAGUCACAUUCAGUAUUAUUGAUAUGCUCUAUUGACUUUUUUCAGUAUAGUAGUGAUGACCUUUUCAGGGUGCAUGAGGAGCUGUCGGGUUUGCAUGGUGUGCUGGAUGCUCUCUAGUCAUCUGUAUUGUAGUGUAGCAACAACUCUUGUUAUAAUUUUGUACCACCUGUAAAUUUAUCUCUUGGUUGUGUAAAAUCAGAAUACGUAAGCUUGGUAUAAAGAUAAUUUAGGCCUUUCCUAUUUGGUCUACAGAAAAUUGAAAACUAAAAGGAUUUUUUUCAUAAUGAUUACAGCUUUCAUUCCAAAGUUCAGAUAUUUUCCUAAACUGCAAUGUCUAGUCAGAGUGAAUGAUGUGUUGGGCAUUGGCUGGAAUAAUCAAAAUAUCCUGACCCUUGUUGCUCACUGUAGCCCUUGCCUUGUGAAUGUGCCUCCACCCCCGACUGUUGGCCCUUCCUGCCACUCUCCAGUAGAGCACUCACUCACUCUCCCACUGCUGUCUCAAGGAACUCCUGUGUGCUUGAUCCCAAUGCAGUGAGGUGUUGAGGGUGAAUGGGUACAGAUAUCUCGUGAGAGAGAGAGAGAGAGAGAACAUGCAUUUAUCCAUUACCAUCAUUUAAAUUAUGUGUCCAGCAUACAUGUUAUGUGUUAUCUUUUUAUCAUGAUUAGUUUUCAUAUGUAUCCUACUUUGUCCCACAUCUCUGCACUUUUUUUGUUCCCAGUUUUACUAUAGUGUUUUUGUUGUAGUUCGUGUUUUAAGAAUUUUUCCAAUUUCUACACAGAACUGUAUUUUCUGCAAUCAGUUUAUUUUCUUACCUGAGAAAUAUUAUUUAAUUCAUAUGUAACCUCUCAAAAUUUGUAAACAUGAUGUUAUGUGUGUGUGUGUGUGUGUGUGUGUGUGUGUUUGCACUUGGGUAAAUGAAUGAAUUUGAGAAGUUGUACAUAUUCAUAUUUCUAUAACUCACCAUACUGUCUGCUCCAGGUAAUACUGUCUUUCUCAGCAAUAGGUAUUUUCUACCGUAAACGUAGUAGUGCUGUGUGUGUUUACGUAUGUCUUUGCUGUGUGUGUUGAAGGUGGAGGGCUCUAAGCCAUUUUCUACAUACUGUGUGGCAAUCUAUUCCUACCUCCAUUCCUUCUAAUAUUACAAUAGCCUGUUUGGGGUGCCUCUGUUCACCCCUCAAGGGCUCUCAUGCUGGGAAUGAUUUGCUCCCAGAACACUCGUGCUAAGCCUUAUCACCUUGUUUUGUGAUUCUCAUUGGUUUGUCUUCUCUGCAACAUUUGUGAAGAAACCAGCCAUGGCCUAUUGCGCUGAGAAGAUAGCCUAGUCCGUUACCUGUCAGGAGAGAUGCUUCCCUAUGAUGCCACUGAAAGGUGUUUGCUCCUGUUGUUUUUGACAAUAAGAAAACACUAAAAUAAUCAUUUUUUUAUCAAGGUACUAAAUAAUAGGCUGUCUCUCCUAGUAGCUAUUUCCCUGUCUACUGACCGUUAUAAGGAGCAAAUGCUGUCUUGCCUAAAAUUAUAUUACAUUUCCCUCCAUAUUCUCUCAUGCUCUACCCAACGUGUGUAUAACUUAACCUGUCUUUCACAUAUCAUCUUUCUUCCAUAAAACUUCUACAGGAAUGGAGUACAAUGUUGUGUAUUGGUGUAAAGGUUUAUUUACUCAUGCUUGAUAUUCUUCCUGGGAACUCGUGACUGUGUAUAUCUUUAAGAGUAUUUCCUGUUAUCAGAGGAAAUUUUACAACAGCAACUUAGAAUUGUAAGGGGUGAUAAUGUUAACUCUAUAAUGGCAUAUGUGAUUUUACAAAUAUUUGCUUAAAAAUUAUUGUAAGCCUUUGAUCAUAUGGAGAAGGAGUAAUCUGCAAGUGAGACGUCAACUGACCAACCCUGGAAUUUGGGUGAUAAUUGCAUGGCUCUCAAUUCAUUCAAAAGAUUUUUACUCGCCAUUACCAGUUUUCUUCAGAUUUUUAAGGUUUCCAUUCACUAGAACACCACCUGCCGAGCCUCACAUUGAUGAUCUCACUCACAGAUCUUCGCGUGGACCCAAGCAUGAGAUGGCUGGGUCUGAGUCUCCACUUAAUACGUACACAGUGUUUGGAGUAUGUCACAUGACUCAUAGGUUUUUACCAUUACCUUUAUCACCUUCAAUAGCACUCAUUAGUUUAUUUGGCACAUCAUCUACUCUAAACUCAACAUGACCUGUGUCAGUGUGUUGAAUGUGCCUGAGACACUAAUGAAGGUUUGUUGAAUAAGUUUUACAUAUUGCCUAUCGGUCCACAAAACCAAAGGCUGCACAAAUGUGAAGAGCACAAUACAUUAUAUCUCUCAGAUUACACUUAUAGGUGCAUUUUUUCCAGAUAUUCAAUGCAAUAGCCGUGUGUGAAUUGAUAAUAAUAAUAAUAAUAAUAAUAAUAAUAAUAAUAAUAAUAAUAAUACAUAAUACAAUAAUAAUAAUUAUAAUAAUAAUAAUAACUACAUUUAGAUUCAUGCUGCAUCCUUAAUAUUUCUACAUCUUGGAGUUUCAAGUCCAGUUUGCCCACAUCUGUGUAAAGACAAAGAGAUAUAGGCUAGUUUUAAGUCAUUUUGAUGUUACUUUCCUAUCCAUGUCCGUCCCAGAUAGUACCAUGCAAAGUUUGACUAGGAAAUAUGUAUUGCAGUGAAUGUGUGUUGAGCUAUAAGUCUACAGCCAGUACCUGUAGAUCUUGUACCAUUAUACCACUAUGUUAAUGGUAACUCCAAGCUGUGUCAUGUUUUUAGCAAGUCACUCGUCACAACCUCACCUGUGGAAUAUCUUCCUAAAGGUUUAUGCCCCCAGCUUUUCUCAACUGAGGUAGGAAAAUUGAUAAAAAAAUAAGUAUCAUGAUAUUCUCAGAGGUGCUUCAGGAGUAAAUUUAAGAGCUAUACCAUUGUGGAAAUGGGUAGUAAAAACAAAAUUAUACCACUUCAAUUUUAUGAUUAGAACAUUCAACUCAUGUAUGAUAAUGUGUAAAUAUAUAAGAAAAUUUAUUUACAGAGACCAGGAACACAUUUUGAUCAGUGUAAGAAUUUCUCAGGUGAAUGGGAAGGAAACUGUGAAAAGGUAUCUGCUGUAUAUUGGAAUGACACACAGUGCAUAUUAGAUGAAUAUGUACUAUGAUCAUCAGUUAAGUUACAUUGUGAAUUAUUAUGAAAACUAAAGUGACACACCAUAACUCAGAGGUGUGGGUAACAAUUGUUAAUAUCACAUGAAUGGUAGAGCGAGACCUAACUGUGUAACAAUAGUGUCAGAUGGCCCUAAGAGUCCAUGUCUGUCAGUUCCAUGCUGCAAUAAGUGAGUUUGCAUCAGCGUUGAGCCGAGGACUGGCUGGCUGCGAUGUGGGAGGACCUUGCCCAAGGAGGACUGAUGCUUCCUCUAUUCUCUUCUCAGUCUUUCGAUGUUAUGAAUUAAUGAAGUUUAUCAUUGUUGUCAUAGACUUUUGCAAUCCUGCAGUGGUCUUGCUCAGUGGUUCAUGCUUGGCUCCAACAUUUAACCUGAAUAUUAAUGUUGACUUGUGUACGUGUGUUGAGGGCUGUGUGAUGUGUGCACACCAUUGCAUGUGGUGGGGCACAUACUCCUGGCUCACCUCAAGCACAAUUAGUUACCUAAAAGGAAUAUACAUCUACAUUGUUGCAUUGGUUUUUUGGUGACUGACAUGAACCAGUGUUGAAGCGGCGGUUCGGCUGCCGUGACGGUGUGGUCAGCAUGGUGAGCAGGGGACUCACAGGCAGGUUGUAGCGUAUGCUGGAUGCAGUACAUGUCUGCUACAUUCUCUUAUCUCAAGAUUGUACAAUAUCCUUGUUAUUGUGUGUUAUCUGUUCUAGAUAUUUCUUAUUUUGAAACUCUUUGCAAUAAAUAUUCUAUCUUUCUGA
Molecule: messenger RNA, 12432 nt
Organism: Eriocheir sinensis (Chinese mitten crab)
Lineage: Eukaryota; Metazoa; Arthropoda; Malacostraca; Decapoda; Varunidae
Product: ras-specific guanine nucleotide-releasing factor 2-like
Exons: 29
Coding region: 2318-6793 (1491 amino acids)
Biological process (GO): positive regulation of GTPase activity; Ras protein signal transduction
Cellular component (GO): plasma membrane
Molecular function (GO): guanyl-nucleotide exchange factor activity; protein binding
Source: RefSeq, a predicted model, not a curated record